This is a messenger RNA of Penaeus vannamei (Pacific white shrimp), 2396 nucleotides long. The record is from RefSeq and is a predicted model, not a curated record. NCBI's taxonomy places the organism in Eukaryota, Metazoa, Arthropoda, Malacostraca, Decapoda, Penaeidae.
AGUUCCUCCCUAACUGCGUCCUCCAUGAGAGGGGAGUGGACAGAAUGGCCGUGGAGGAUCGAUGUGUCAAAUAACCACCCAUGUGCCGCAAUUGUCCGGUUGCACGUGUUGCAGAGAGCAAUGGAGGUGUUGCAAACUGACAAAUACUACAUCUUCAACAGGGGUCAAGAUUCCCUCUGGUGUGACAGGAGGACGGGCCAAUUCCAAGCCAAAACAUGUUGGGACCUUGCAAGUGCCGAAAAUCCAACAUGUCUGGGAAUAAUCCACCUUCUCCUCGGCAAGCUACAAAUCCAUCCGGAUUUAUCGCCACGACUGGUGCUAGUGUCAGGGGUACGAGAAGUUGGUAGCUUGGCUGAGGGUCAACGUGUGUGGUGCAUUACACGUGUUGUUUUCCUGCCGCUAAAUUCACCUCCAGAUGCUGACUUCAGUAUACUUCCAUGCAAAAAACAUGCCAACCAUCCAUCCAGUCUUAGUGGAGAAAAAAAGCUUGGAUUACCAUUUGGAGACUUGCAACAGAAGGUGGCUCUUUCGAAGACAUUUGGGACGAUUCGUAGUGUUACAUCGACAAUAAAAAGUGCAACUGUUAAUGCGGCAGCAACAGCAACUGGACAGAGCAAAGUGCGGCGUGAUGGAAGGGAUAGAGACAGAUAUGAGCGCAGAGUUUUAGACGAGUUAAGCAAGAUGUUCAAUGACUCUGACUCCUUCUAUUUCUCGUCAGAGGCAGAUUUAACGAGUUCAUUGCAACGACAGAGUUUAUCUUCUUAUGACCGGAGUUUGCCAAUUUGGCGAAGAGCUAAUGAUAAUUUUUUUUGGAACAGGCAUCUUCUUAUAGAUCUGAUUAGUCAAGAGGGAUCAAAUUUUGAUGUCUGGAUUGUUCCGGUAAUACAGGGUUUUGUGCAAAUAGAGGCAGUACCUCUAGAUGCCCCAAUAUCUUCACCAGAUGAUUCAGUAGAUAAGAGUCGUGAUCACUAUACCUUAACCUUAAUAUCGCGGAGAAGUCGUUACCGAGCAGGAACAAGGUAUAAGAGGCGAGGAGUGGAUGAAGAAGGUUAUGUAGCCAAUUACGUGGAAACAGAACAGAUAGUGUCCUACUCCCAUCACAGAGUGGCAUUUGUUCAGGUCCGAGGAUCUGUGCCUGUCUUUUGGAGUCAGCCGGGUUAUAAAUACCGCCCACCUCCAAGAUUGGAUCGAGAUACUGCUGAAACAAGCUUAGCAUUUAAGAAGCAUUUUGAAAGGGAAGUAUCCCACUAUGACCAUGUGUCCUGCAUUAGUCUAGUGGAGCAGACAGGGAAAGAGAAGGUCAUUGCAGAUGCCUACCUGAAUCACAUCUUCAUGCUCGACUCAUCUGACCUCACCUUUGUCACCUUUGACUUCCAUGAAUACUGCCGUGGAAUGCGUUAUGAGAAUGUGUCUGUCCUGAUUGAAGGCAUAGAAGAUUGUAUUUCAAAAAUGCUUUACUGCUGGGUAGACAAGGAGGGCACAAUCUGCCGUCAGAGUGGUGUCUUUAGGGUUAACUGCAUUGACUGCCUUGAUCGAACAAAUGUUGUUCAGACUGCCAUUGCCAAAUCAGUUUUAGAGGGCCAGUUUGUCAAGCUGGGCAUGAUCCCCCCAGAACACCCACUGCCACCUGCUUGCCGUUCCACGCUCCAGAUUAUGUGGGCCAACAAUGGUGACACUAUUAGUAAACAAUAUGCAGGAACUUCGGCUCUGAAGGGAGACUUCACUCGCACUGGAGAACGUCGAUUUGCUGGAAUGAUGAAGGAUGGAAUGAACUCAGCAAAUAGAUACUAUAGGAAUCACUUCCUUGACGCUUACCGUCAAGUAGCCAUUGAUGUAAUGCUGGGCUUGGAACUCUCUGAGGAUCAGUGGCAAGAAAUCAAUUAUGUCGAGACUUUGCUCAAUGUUGCAAGUGCCUUAAUGCCAAUUGGUCCACCCUCUUACAUGGCUGAAAUCGCCCCAGGCAACGAGAAAUACCUAGCAAGUGCCCUCUAUUCUUUGUCCAGAUAUUACAUGAACAGGUUUAAGGAUGCCUAUCGUCAAGCCACAAUUGACCAUUUAUUAGGAAACCCAAUCAGGGACGACAUGAUCACAUUCAACCCCGAGCUUGCUGGCGAGGAAGAGGAGUCCUCCAUGACUCCUGAGCAUGUCAAGCAUGUCAUUGAUGACUGUAAAAAGUUGCUAGUGCCGGAUGCAGAAACAAUCCUGGGAGCUUGGGGACUCAUUGAUGCUGACCCAUCCACUGGAGAUCCAGACCAAACUGACAUGGACAUCAUUCUGGUGUUGACAAGAGACUCAUAUUAUGUUGCUCAGUAUGAUGAGGAAACGGACCAGAUCCUGCGUUAUGAGCGUGUGUCGUUGAUAGAUCUGGAGAAGAUAGAGAUGGGACCAUACACAUG